Messenger RNA from Alternaria ventricosa, 441 nucleotides. RefSeq lists its product as uncharacterized. NCBI's taxonomy places the organism in Eukaryota, Fungi, Ascomycota, Dothideomycetes, Pleosporales, Pleosporaceae. The record is from RefSeq and is a predicted model, not a curated record. Bases 1 to 441 code for a protein of 146 amino acids. The transcript has a single exon.
AUGGAGGGCCAACAGUCUUCACCAGCGCCUACGGUUCUGGAUACGCACAUCGAACAUCCACAUCCUCUUCGACCGAACGUUGGCCCCAGCGCGCCGGUUCGAGAUGCUGAUCCUAAGAAAGCUACUGAUAGGAUCAGAUUGAGUGUCGUAUGGGACGCGACUACUCUGAACGUAUGGCUCGACCUCAACGAAUACGGCGAAGAUUUCUACCAAGCCUUCCAGCAACAGGCUGCGAAGCAGCGCAAGGAUGUACUAGAUCGAACUACAAUGAGAAUCCAACUAAAGAAAGACAAGAACCUACCGUACGAGGAAGCUUACUCGCUCUCUCUUGACGAGGACGAGUUGGAAGCAGACUGGGAAACGACCUGCGAAUGGUUAAAUGCCAAUAAGAGAGACAAGAUGCCGCACAUCUAUGGGGUGGUCGAGACGGAUGGAGGGUGA